AUGGCAUCCGUCGCUCGAUCGCGGAUUUUAUCCUUAGCAAAGGCUCAAUGCCGCAUCUUCGACCUCAACUAUAACCCCGAAGGCGCCCGGCUUGGGAACAAAAUCCUGCGGCAACGACUACGGGGGCCGGCUCUGGCAGCAUAUUAUCCCCGAAAGACAGCCUCGAUCCGAGACCUACAGGAUGCGUUCCGUUCAUUAGACUUGGAGACUUGGGACGACUACCAGGAGGAUCGGGAAGAGGCUAUUCAGAUUACAAAGAUGCGUGGAAAGGGAGCUCCGAAGAAGAAGCGUUCUGCUGAAGAAUCCAGGACCGCGAAGAAGAAGAAGAAGUAAACGUUGUCGCACAUCUCUUUCCUUAUAUAGAUGUCAAAAUUUGCGGGAUCAGGGCGAUAGUGGAGUGCUUCUUGCAUAUAGAUUUAUCUCAUUUGGCUGGCUGCUUUGGGGAACGGAAUUGUAUUACUACUAUUUAUGCGAUUGUAAAAUACAUACAAGCAAACAAACUCAAGUUAUCAAUGAUAUCCUUUUGG
Coccidioides posadasii C735 delta SOWgp is the source of this 527-nucleotide messenger RNA. It is a transcript of the gene RSM27, whose product is annotated as mitochondrial 37S ribosomal protein mS33. The record is from RefSeq and is a predicted model, not a curated record. Gene Ontology annotation, cellular component: mitochondrion. Lineage: Eukaryota; Fungi; Ascomycota; Eurotiomycetes; Onygenales; Onygenaceae.